Messenger RNA from Odontomachus brunneus, 1431 nucleotides. RefSeq lists its product as uncharacterized. Gene Ontology annotation, molecular function: sequence-specific DNA binding. The transcript is spliced from 3 exons. Lineage: Eukaryota; Metazoa; Arthropoda; Insecta; Hymenoptera; Formicidae. The record is from RefSeq and is a predicted model, not a curated record. Bases 161 to 841 code for a protein of 226 amino acids.
GCGGCGGCCAAUAGCGUUGUGGGGAACGAGGACGACGAGGAGGCCUCGCCGCUUCGGCGAGGUCGUCGCUUUCGUUCGGCGGCUGUUCAGUGCGCGUUCGCUCGCGUCAUGUAACGGCAGUAGUGACUGGGGCGACGCCGCAGGUCGCAAUUCUCACGAGAUGGCGGCUGAAGGCUGCGUUCUGUGCAAGCAAAGACGCAACUACGCACAGGGGAUAUCGUUCCACGUAUUUCCCACGGAUAUGGAACGUAGAAAAAAAUGGCUGAACGCUAUCGGAAAGUCUGGCAAGGGCAUACCCGCCCAGUCGUGUCUGUGUUCACGACAUUUUUCGCAAAAUUGUUACACGGGCUCGAUUCUAAAGGACGACGCGAUUCCAACCUUGGACCCGGAAUCGGCUGAUUCGACGUUGGACGCGGGAACCGAGAAGGACCAAUCGCAGCAGCCGGAAAAGCAAUCAUGCCCGCAGAUUGCGAGACCGAUUAUUCGUAGCCGUUGCAUUAGCCGACAACGCUUCGCGCUCAACGCACGCAUUCUUUCGAGAAGACCGCGGAUUCGCAUGCUGUCGGACGAGGAGAUACAGGAGAUGCAGCCGAUGAAGUACGUGCGCUACCUGAAGAGCGUCAACUGGGACGAGAUCUCGAAAGUGCCGGCGGAGGCGAAGAUCGCCUGGGAAGUGGCGAUGGAGGAGCUGAAGGAGGGCAACGAUAAGAUAAAACAUCUGCAGGCGCACGUUUGCCAGCUCAAAACGACCGUUCGCAAGCUGGAGGCUGCGCUGAAAGCACGCACGAAGAGGGCGGCCGUCGCCGCAAUCGCAGCGCGUCAUCGCAAAUCUCUCGAUUAGGCUCGUUGUCCAAUCUGACUCUUAACCCUCACGGCCAGGUCAGUUUUCGUCGAGCGACUUUAGGCCUGUAUCAAUAGUCGUUAUUUGUCUAGAGAUGUUCAGAUUUGGAUUCAGACUCUGAUGGGACUUUUCCAGCUAAACCACAUGACACUGCAGACACAAAAUGUCAUGUAUAUUAUACUAUUUAACUAUGUAAAUAGCUAUCUUGAUAUACCUUACGUAUAUUACUUAACUGAAAGAACUCUGAUCCAGCUUUGAACUCCGAUUUGGAUCUUAAGUGAGACAAGUUUCAAAUUUCAAUGACUAUUAAUAUAGGCCUUAGUCUUUCAACGAGAAUUUGCACAUGUCAAAGGGUAGCUUGGUGAAAAAUAUGAGACUCCACUUCACAGCCAGUGCAGUGGCUUCCCGGAUUGUAAGGGUGAAAUAAAGUGUGAAGAAAACAAGGACAAGAAAGUGCCGCGGAUGUGUGAAGCGCAACAACUAAAUUGCGACAAUUACUGCUCUAUAAAGGCACAAAAUCUCAUCCUGAUGUAAUAAAAGUUAUGCACAAAGUUACAUAUAAGAAUAAAAAUCCUUGCAGCGCGUGUUUA